AGCAGAAAAGACGUUAUUUAUAGAAAUGUCACAAGAGAUGCCUAGCUCACAGCUCACUCCCAUGGUCCAGGACAUACCAGCAACAAUGACACCAACAAUGACUUCAUCAAAUGCCACAUCACAGACCAGUGUGACAACGUCGACUUUGUCAAAUCAGUCCCAGCCCCAGCAAACGCUCUCUCAAGCUGCCAAAACUCAAUCCCUGCCCAGUAGUCAGAAUACAGUGAUGGACUGUCCCCAGUUUUUGACUAAAACCAGGCUGCAAGAUUUGGUCAAAGAAGUUGAUCCAACGGAGCAGCUUGACGAAGAGGUCGAAGAGAUGCUGUUGCAGUUGGCUGAUGAUUUUGUGGAAACAACAAUCAAUGCCGCGUGUUUGUUAGCCAAGCACCGUCAUGCAAACACAGUUGAAGUCAAAGACGUUCAGUUACACUUAGAAAAAAAUUGGAACAUGUGGAUACCUGGUUUUGGUACGGACGAGAUACGCCCCUACAAGAGAGCGACCGUCACAGAAGCACACAAACAGAGAUUAGCACUUAUACGAAAGUCAAUAAAGAAAUAUUGAGGGGGUGUUGUCGUAUAGCGCGCGAGGUCAUUUAAUAGGAAUGCACCAAAACAACUUUAUUGUUUAGUAAAUAUUAGUUUAAUUUUGUACCUAUUUUCGUAACCAUAAAGAUCGUUAGCUGUAACAUUAACAAAAACAAAUUAAAUGAGAUAUGAAACCAAAUGUAUUAAAGAAUGAUUUUGUCGAAUACGUAUAUUUUAACGUCGAAGUUUGUACAUCGGCAUAUUAAAAGGAAGCACACACAA
Copidosoma floridanum is the source of this 807-nucleotide messenger RNA. It is a transcript of the gene Taf12, whose product is annotated as TATA-box binding protein associated factor 12. Lineage: Eukaryota; Metazoa; Arthropoda; Insecta; Hymenoptera; Encyrtidae. Gene Ontology annotation, molecular function: protein heterodimerization activity; TBP-class protein binding; DNA binding. Gene Ontology annotation, cellular component: transcription factor TFIID complex; SAGA complex. The record is from RefSeq and is a predicted model, not a curated record. Gene Ontology annotation, biological process: DNA-templated transcription initiation; RNA polymerase II preinitiation complex assembly.